Molecule: messenger RNA, 603 nt
Organism: Belonocnema kinseyi
Lineage: Eukaryota; Metazoa; Arthropoda; Insecta; Hymenoptera; Cynipidae
Exons: 1
Coding region: 1-603 (200 amino acids)
Source: RefSeq, a predicted model, not a curated record
AUGAUUUGCCAUGUCCGCUGUGUAAGGAAUUUUAUAACUUGUAUCAAUGCGAAAACUUUCAAUCAACGAUCUGGCGAUGGGCGGUUCAUUGUAAAAUCACCUUUUCGAGCCGAUGUAUCUCUACUUAGAGAUUCUAAAUUGAUUGCUCAAAAGCGAUUCUUAUCGGUGGAAAGAGAGCUUUUAGCAGACCCUAAAAGACACGUUCUUCAUAAAAAUUUUAUGAAAGAAGGUAUGGAAUUGGGACACUUGUUCCCAGUUUCAGAUGAUCAUCCAAAUAAAUUCCUAAAUUACCUUCCACAUCAUGGCGUUCUUAAAGCUUCCAGUUCGUCGAAAAAACUCAGGAUGGUCUAUGACGCGUCGUCGAAAACAAGCUCAGGAAUUUCUUUGAACGACAUACUACAAGUCGGUCCAACCAUCCAGCAGGAUCUAUUCUCCAUUUUAGCUCGCUUUCGCCAACACUCAUAUGUCGUAACUGCCGACAUACGUAAAAUGUACCCACAGGUGAUGCUCGACGCCAAUGAUCAGGAUCUUCAAUACAUCUUAUGGAGGGACGAUCCAAGCCGACCCAUUCAAUCUUUUCGCUCUAGACGUUUUACUUUUUGA